This is a messenger RNA of Didymodactylos carnosus, 1353 nucleotides long. Lineage: Eukaryota; Metazoa; Rotifera; Eurotatoria; Philodinida; Philodinidae. The record is from the annotation of a GenBank genome assembly.
AUGAAAUGGUUUUUGAAUGUUGAUCGUCGUACAGCUGGUGUACUAUUUGGAUUAAUAUUAAUACAAAUUAUUUUAUAUAUAAAAUAUAAAAUAUCUUCUGAUAAAUUAGAUAAUCAAGGACAUUUACAUUUAUUAUCAGAUAAAAAUUAUUAUUCAGUUUUAACACCUUGUGUUGAACCAAAUUGUUUUAUUAAAUGUUUAGCAUUUUAUAACAGUAAUAAUUCUAUUCUUACUGUUGAACAAAAACAACAUAUGAUCAUUGAUCUUGGACAAGAUAAAAUAAUCAAUUCAUUUAUUAAUGAUUAUCCAAAACCAAAAAUAUGUGAUGAUGAUAUUGAAUUUUAUCCAAUUUCAUUUGGUUUUAUUGAAGAUCAUUUAUAUUCAACUAUUCGAAGAAUAAUACCCGGUUAUUCAUCAUUUAAUGAAACAUGUUUACCUAUUAAAUUAAUUGAUUUUAGUUCAUUGAUACCAGGAAAACGGCAUACAUAUGUAUUUGAUUUUGGUAAUGAAUUAGAUUAUAGAAGAUUAUAUAGAUCAGCUUAUUUUGCAGUAACAAUGAAAAAAGCUGGUUGGGAUUGCAAUCGUCAUUAUGAAAUUAUAUCAUCAGGCACCAUUCCCUUCUUUGAUUCUUUAGAAAAUUCUGAUGAAUUUACAAUGAAACAUUUACCAAAAAAACUAUUACUAGAAGCUCGUGAAAUGAAAGGUAUUAAUCGAAAAACAUUGACGAUUGAUCAUUCACAAUUUAAUUCUAGUCAUUAUUAUCUAUUACUUCAUCGUUUACUUUAUUAUGCUAAACAUAGAUUAACUACAACAAAAUUAGUUGAAUAUAUGUUAAACAUAAUUAAUUUUAAAAAUUUUUCAUUACCAAUACUAUUUAUUAGUCAUAAUGAAGCAGAUUAUCAGAAAGAUUUAAUGUUACAUGGAUUUACGUUAAUAUUUAAACAAAAUUUACAUGUUUAUGAACCACCACAAUUUAUGUAUGAAUAUCCUGAUUAUAAACAAUGGACAAAAAAAGAAACAAAAAAUUUUUAUAAAAUACCAUUAUAUGGAAUGGGUUAUUCUUAUGCAUUGACAUUAUCAAAAUAUCAAAACCUAUACAAGAGAGAUAUAGAAAAAUUGAAUGAAUCAAUAGUUAAGAAAAAUAUUAAAUAUAAAGAAUAUUCACUUGUCAUAUUUGGUUCGAUUCUUCGACGAAAUUCACUAUUAUCAUUCGUUUCACAAUAUUAUUCAAGAUCGGAAAUAAUUCUAAUUGAUGGCGAAGAUGAAGGUAGAAAUAAACAACGUAGAAAAUAUGCUCAGUUAGGUACUUAUUUUCUAAGGGAAAUAUCUAAUGAUUGUAAUAAAAUUACAUGA